AUGGAAGAGGCCAAUGCUUCCUCUGAUGAGCUUACAUUUGUCCACCAGCAAGCCUUCUCAGUCCACUGGGACGGGGCACUCGUGACAAGAGUGGUCAUAAUGCUGGCCACAUCCCUAGUCUUCAUUUAUGUGAACAGCAUCAUGUUGUUCACUCUGAGGAAAAAAACAAUUUUCAGCGAGACAUCUCGUUAUACCCUGUUUGCUCACAUGCUCUUCAACGAUUCUCUCAACCUGAUGGGCAGCACAGUGCUGUACUCAUUCGCCCUGGCAUACCUCCAUGUGGUUAAGGCCCUCUGUGCACUGGUGAUGUUGAUGACUGCUGUGACUUUCAACAACACCCCACUGAAUCUGGCUGUGAUGUCACUGGAGCGUUACGUGGCUAUCUGCUUCCCCCUCCGGCAUGCAGAGAUCGCCACGCAGAGAAGGACAGCCAUUGCCAUUGGAGCAGUCUGGUUUCUCGGGUCCCUGAACUUUGUGAUUGACAUGUUCUACACCACUGUGGCAUAUCCCCACUCUUUCACCACACCCACAUUUUGUACACGGGAGAGGCUAUUUAUUGCUAAGUGGCAGAUCGACAUGUAUCAGGGGUUCAACGGUUUUUACUUUGUGGCUGUGGCUGUAAUUCUGAUCUACACAUACAUUGGCAUUAUGACAGCAGCCAGGUCCGUCUCCACAAACAAGGAUUCAGCUAAGAAGGCCCGCAACACUGUGCUCCUCCACUUGAUUCAGCUGGGACUGUGUCUCACCUCUUUUCUGUAUGGCGUCAUUGAGCGUAUAAUGGCCACGGCUGGUGUUGCUCUGUUCAUGCACCUGCGCUUUUUGAACUUUUUCAUCCUCUUCCUCCUCCCGCGAUGUCUGAGUCCCCUGAUUUAUGGCCUGAGGGAUGAUACUUUCCGGCCCCUGUUCCUGAGCUACUUCAGAUGCAGGCCCAGCAAUGUCAAGCCUGUUAUGAUUACACAUUAAC
Messenger RNA from Megalops cyprinoides (Indo-Pacific tarpon), 964 nucleotides. RefSeq names its product odorant receptor 131-2-like. The record is from RefSeq and is a predicted model, not a curated record. The transcript has a single exon. NCBI's taxonomy places the organism in Eukaryota, Metazoa, Chordata, Actinopteri, Elopiformes, Megalopidae. Bases 1 to 963 code for a protein of 320 amino acids. Gene Ontology annotation, cellular component: membrane. Gene Ontology annotation, molecular function: G protein-coupled receptor activity. Gene Ontology annotation, biological process: G protein-coupled receptor signaling pathway.